Molecule: messenger RNA, 557 nt
Organism: Aspergillus heteromorphus CBS 117.55
Lineage: Eukaryota; Fungi; Ascomycota; Eurotiomycetes; Eurotiales; Aspergillaceae
Exons: 2
Coding region: 192-557 (121 amino acids)
Source: RefSeq, a predicted model, not a curated record
AUCAACUCCUUUUAUAACCUCAUCCCACAUCAGCAAGUCUAGGAAGCUAGUUUAGCCGCAUCUCGAUCAAAUCUACUAAUUUAGCGGCCCCGCUUGCGACCUUAGCGUACCUUGGCGUCAAUCCCAUAAAUAGUGAAGACAAGAGCUCCCCUCCCCCCCCAAAAUUUCUCCUCAUCAAUCCAUAACCCAGAAUGUCCCUCUCGAACAGCGACAUCAUCGGCAUCGUAACCAUCAUUGUGUCGUGUCCUCCCUUGCUUUUGUUGAUCUGGAAGAUCAUUGACCGGAGAAGUCGGAGCCGACCGGAGGAGCGAGACCAAGCUGGUCCAAUCUUCCAAAUGUACCCCCCUUCCCAACAACCCGUCUUCGAGAACACAUACCGAAGUUCCAACCCGCAAGCCUCUAUCCUCAUAAACACCUCUCCCGCCACUCAAUACACCAUGAGUAUGUCACUGUCACUGUCACCGUCACCGUCACUGUCACUGUCACCACCAUACAAGCCAUACUUCCAUUUCCAUGGUCGCUUCCUUCCUCGAGUCGGACUAAUCGCUCCCGGCUAG